Molecule: messenger RNA, 1528 nt
Organism: Hyla sarda
Lineage: Eukaryota; Metazoa; Chordata; Amphibia; Anura; Hylidae
Product: ribonuclease H1-like
Exons: 9
Coding region: 201-1103 (300 amino acids)
Biological process (GO): DNA replication, removal of RNA primer
Molecular function (GO): RNA-DNA hybrid ribonuclease activity; magnesium ion binding; nucleic acid binding
Source: RefSeq, a predicted model, not a curated record
CGCGAUUUGUUACCAGUUACGACUCUCUUCGCUCUCCGUAGCCAGCGGUGAUGGCCGCAUCCCUCAUUAGGGUCAGCUGACCCGCGCGCCUGGCGUCCAAUCAGGAAGCUGCUGUGAGAUGGCGUAGAGGCGCGCGGAUGUAAAGUGUUGCUAUCCCUUACAGCAUGACUGCUACAGCCUAGUCUUUUUUUCUACUGGAGAUGUUCAAGAUCUCGACAGGCAUCUUAUCCUCUUCAGCUUUUCUUCUGUGUACAGCAUUAUCUGAUGUUCGGUGGUCAGCCGCCAGAAUGUUUUACGCUGUGAGGAAAGGACGAAAUCCAGGAGUCUACAAGACCUGGGGAGAAUGUAAAGAACAAGUGGACAAGUUUCCAGCAGCAAGAUACAAGAAGUUUGCUUCAGAGGAAGAGGCCUGGAAAUUUGUAAAGGAUAACCCAGAAGCUUCCUCAAGUCGUAUAGAAUGUAGUUCUAAAGCCCAAAGCUCUUCUUCUUCUUCUGUUUCUUCAAGUGUGAAGCCACCAUAUCACGCCAAAAGACCCCUUCCAAUCUUAACCUCUGCAGGGCAGUCAGCUCCUAAGCGAACCAAGUUCAUUGACAUCGACUCACUGCCUCCGUUACCUGGACAAUCCUUUACCAAUAUGGGUGAUUCCGUUAUUGUGUACACUGAUGGCUGUUGCUCCAAGAAUGGCCGACAUUCAGCAAGAGCUGGCAUUGGGGUUUACUGGGGUCCAAACCAUCCAUUGAAUGUGGCAGAAAGACUUGAGGGAAGGCAGACGAAUCAGCGUGCUGAAAUACAGGCAGCUUGUAAAGCAGUAGAACAAGCCAAGAGCCAGAACAUCACCAAACUUGUUAUAUACACAGACAGUAUGCAUACAAUAAAUGGUAUCACUAAGUGGAUAAAGUCCUGGAAGACUAAGGAUUGGAAGAUGAGCACUGGAAAAGAGGUGAUAAACAGGGAAGACUUUGAAAAGCUGGACAGGCUUGUACAAGGGUUGGACGUGAAAUGGAUGCACAUUCCCGGCCAUGCUGGUUUUGGAGGAAAUGAAGAAGCCGAUAGACUCGCCAGAGAAGGAGCUCAGAAACCUGCAGCAGAUGCCAGUAACUAAUAAAGAAAGUGACACUUGGCAUGUUAUGGACCUCCUAUAGUCGCUUACACUGCAGGACAUUGUGGAUGGGAGGUUAUUACUCUGCAGUAACAGCAGAUGUUGAGGAGGACCUCAUCCAAUUCAGCAACACCUCAGCCAGACCGAUCAGCGCUUGCACUACUCCUUUUGGACCUGGAAGAAUUUCCCAUGGUCUCUAUGGAAUUAAAAUGACCUUUUUAAAGCUUUUUUUUUUAUUUUUAUUUUUUUUGCAGAUACUGUAUUAUAAAUGUUAUAAUUUCCUAUAAAAUUUAUUUUACUACAAAUCUCAAAUUUCACGCGCGGAUGUUAAAGUGUACCUCAUAAAGUUUUAUGAAAAAUUUCUAUAGUGCAGCACUGUGCACAAUAGCGAUUUUUCUAAAUCACUUUAGAUUUGAAACCAAAAUACC